Molecule: messenger RNA, 1248 nt
Organism: Fonsecaea multimorphosa CBS 102226
Lineage: Eukaryota; Fungi; Ascomycota; Eurotiomycetes; Chaetothyriales; Herpotrichiellaceae
Exons: 1
Coding region: 1-1248 (415 amino acids)
Source: RefSeq, a predicted model, not a curated record
AUGUUACUCACCACGCUCCUUACUUUUCUUGUCUCUCCUUCGGCUGUUCUUGCGGCUCCUCCAAAGGCAACCCACGCGAAACAUCUCAGAGAUCCAGGAUUCCCAAACUGGCCGGGAGGUUCAUCCUCAACAGGGCAACCGAGUUCAACCUGUUACACUAUCUCGGGAUGGCAGGGCGGCAAAGGAAGACCUACCACGACAACGUCAACUCAAACUCUGCGUCCAACCACCAUCACCGUCAUCCGGACCUCCACCGUCAUCACUAUAUCUACCCCGGUGGUCACUGCUUCUUCUACGGUGACAAGCACGUCUACAGCUACUACCACAGCUCUCGGCGUGACUGACACUUUCACCUCCAUCAUCACUUCGACAUUGACGGCAUCGGCCAGCACGACGACCACGACGACCAUCACUAGCACUAGUACCGAUACUAGUACGUCCACCAGCACUGAAACGUCAACUGUUCCUGCGCCUGCUGGGUUUACUCCCAUCUACGAUAGCUCCGGCUACACGUCUCUCAACGGUGCGCAACGGCUGAAGCGAGAGGCUUUGGACACUCUCCAAAAUAAGCCCAGAUCCAGCCCAGCAAACCGCCAAUGGCCUGGAGGUCAAGGGCCACCAACAGUACAAGAAGUCAAGUGUGUUAUUGUAAUUCAACCUACUUCCACCGCCUUCACAACAGUCACAACAACAAGCACGAUAAGGGCUAGACCAACAACAACCACUGUUGCGACAACCAUUACAUACAUUACUACCACAACGAUCGUCCCCGGUCCAGUCACGACAACGGUUAGUACAAUCACAACAACCACCACUACUAGCACAAGCACAUCCACCGAGACCUCCACAGAAACAGAUAGCACAACCACAACUACAACCACAACGUCCACAACCUCCUUCUACGCAGCUUGCGCGACCAACAACAUUCUCGGUCCUCAAGUAUCGCAGAACGGCAUGUACGUUCAAGGGGUGGGGAAUUCUGAUCCGAACGGAAUACAGGCCGACGUCCCCGUUGGAAGUGCAUAUGAUUGUUGCGUACUAUGCAUCACAGGCACUGCGGUGGCUAAUUGCCAAAAUACUAUCUAUGACGCCGACACGGGAAUUUGCAACCCCAUUGGCGGGGAUACCGCCGUCUGUCCCAAUGGAGAGCAGGGGAAUUCGGGCUAUGUGUUGUUGAGCACCGGCCAGUACAAUCGCUAUGAUUCGAAUGGGCCGUGCGGGACACUUGGCCCUGAUCCAGGCGCCUAG